This is a messenger RNA of Haliaeetus leucocephalus (bald eagle), 4548 nucleotides long. It is a transcript of the gene RNF10, whose product is annotated as ring finger protein 10. Gene Ontology annotation, biological process: positive regulation of transcription by RNA polymerase II; positive regulation of myelination. NCBI's taxonomy places the organism in Eukaryota, Metazoa, Chordata, Aves, Accipitriformes, Accipitridae. The coding region runs from base 38 to 2449 and encodes 803 amino acids. Gene Ontology annotation, molecular function: transcription cis-regulatory region binding. The transcript has 17 exons. The record is from RefSeq and is a predicted model, not a curated record.
GCUCAGGGCCGCCGCUCGCCCGCCGGGGCGCCCGUCGAUGCUGCAGAGCCCGCCCGGCGCGACCCCCGCCUCGUCCUCCGCCAUGGACAAGAGCAGCCCCUGCGGCUCCGGUACGCCCGGCUCCUCGGCCGGCAGCAAAGGGCAGCAGCCGCGAUCCGCCUCGGCCGGGCCCGCCGCGGGGGAGUCUAAGCCCAAAGGCGAUGGAAAGAAUGCAAGUGGAUCCAAACAGCGUUAUAAUCGUAAAAGAGAAACUUCAUAUUCAAAAAAUGAGAACUUUUCCAGUCAGUCCCGUCGCUCCAAUUCACAGAAAAGCAAAGCUUUUAACAAGAUGCCCCCUCAAAGGGGAGGUAGCGGCGGAAGUGGCAAACUUUUUAGCUCUUGUAAUGGUGGAAGACGAGAUGAGGUAGCAGAGGCUCAGCGGGCAGAGUUCAGCCCUGCCCAAUUCUCUGGUCCCAAGAAGAUUAAUCUGAACCACUUACUGAACUUCACUUUUGAACCCCGUGGCCAAACAGGCCAUUUUGAUGGGAAUGGACAUGGCAACUGGGGGAAAAGGAACAAGUGGGGACAUAAGCCUUUCAACAAGGAGCUCUUCCUGCAGGCCAACUGCCAGUUUGUUGUCUCUGAAGAACAGGACUACACAGUCCACUUUGCUGAUCCAGAUACCUUGGUCAACUGGGACUUUGUGGAGCAAGUGCGAAUCUGUAGCCAUGAAGUGCCCUCCUGCCCAAUAUGUCUGUACCCACCAACCGCAGCAAAGAUCACCCGUUGUGGGCAUAUCUUUUGUUGGGCAUGUAUCCUUCACUAUCUCUCCUUGAGUGAAAAGACCUGGAGUAAAUGUCCUAUUUGUUAUAGCUCUGUUCACAAGAAGGAUCUCAAGAGUGUUGUUGCUAUGGAAACACGUCAAUAUGCAAUUGGUGAUAUCAUUACGAUGCAACUUAUGAGAAGAGAGAAAGGUGUUCUGAUAGCACUGCCCAAAUCUCAGUGGAUGAAUGUGGUGCAGCCUGUUUACAUCGGAGAUGACCAGCACAGUCAGUAUUCAAAGCUGCUUCUGGCAUCCAGGGAGCAGGUCUUGCAGCUGGUGAUUCUGGAGGAGAAAGCAGCAUUACUAAAACAGUAUGAGGAAGAAAAACACACCCCAGAGGCUUGCUUUAUUGAGGCGGCUAUCCAGGAACUGAAGGAACGAGAAACAGCACUCUCUGCUGACCAGGAUAAAAACAAUGGCAUUGCUGGAAUCAGUGCAGCUGUGGAAGAAUUGGUCCUAGUAAGCUCCAAGGCUGUGGAGCCUACAGUUUCCCAAGAGAAAAAGUGUGGUGUGGAAUAUCUCUCUGCAUUUGAUGAGGAGCUUGUGGAGCCUUGCUCUGAUCUGGCAAGUUCCUUUUUGCCUCCUGUGGAAGCUGAAGAGGCAGUGCUGGAUGAAGAGGAAGUACCUGAGGUGGACACUGUAGGGGCACCUGAUACAAACACUACAGAAGAACCAAAUCCAGCUGAAACAAGCUAUCAAGAAUCUAAAGAUACAAAUAGCAGUGGACAUCUUGGCAACUGUCCUUUCUACUAUUUCUAUCAAGCGGAGGAUGGACAGUGUAUGUAUCUUCACCCUGUGAAUGUUCGAUGUCUUGUUCGUGAAUAUGGCAGCUUGGAGAAGAGUCCAGAGAAGAUAACUGCAGCUGUAGUGGAGCUAACUGGCUACUCAAUGACAGAGGAUAUAAGACAGCGUCAUCGCUACCUUUGUCACUUGCCCCUCACCUGUGAGUUCAGCAUUUGUGAACUGGCUCUGAAGCCACCCAUCAUUUCUAAGGAGACUUUAGAGUUGUUUUCAGAUGACAUUGAAAAGAGGAAACGUCUUCGGCAGAAGAAAGCUCGUGAUGAACGACGACGUGAACGCAGAAUUGAAAUAGAAGAAAACAAGAAACAAGGCAAAUAUCCAGAGGUCCAUAUUGCUUUAGAGAAUCUGCAGCAGUUCCCUGCUUUUACCUCUUGCCCCGGAGAAACUACCAGCAUUGAUCAUCAGAGCUUCUGUCUGUCUCCUCUUGGCAGAAGCCCUGUGUUUCAGACGGAGUCUAUUCCAACUCCACUGUCACCUGCUGCCAGCCAGGUCAGCCCAUUCCUCUGUGGGAGUUUAGAAGAAGAGUCUCCCUUCCCUUCUUUUGCCCAGAUGUUGAGAGUCGGAAAGGCAAAACCAGAAACAUGGCCCAAACCUGCCCCAAAGACAAGAGAUGAGAACACUCUGGCACUCCCUGUGCCAGUGGAUAGUGAUGGAGAAAGUGACAGCUCUGACCGCAUACCUGUGCCCAGCUUCCAGAAUUCCUUCAGCCAAGCUAUUGAGGCAGCCCUCCUGAAACUGGACAAACCGUCCACAGCUGAUCAUUUAUCAGAGGAAAAGGGAGGCAAGAAAAGAAAGAAACAGAAGCAGAAGCUAUUGUUCAGCACCUCUGUUGUUCACACAAAGUGAUUCUGCUAUUCAAGAGAAGUUUCCUCUCCUCGUUUUCUUUUCAUUUUGCUUUGUUUUGCUGCUAUAGUUUAAGUAUUUAAAUUUGAACAGACUAAACUUGUGUUUCCAGGGCUUCUAGGGGGUUCAGGAGGAAACCAUUACAGUAUAUGUUGAAGUAAGAGCUUUUGAUUUCAACUGUUUAAUCAGUUUAUACUGAAACAAAGUUUUGAAAGAAACAACCCAGAGACAAAUCGGCCAAGGCUUCUAGUGUGUGCCAAGUCAGUUCUUUUGGCCUAAUAAGCAGUAUGAAAAUCUUUACAGCUGUGUGGCACUGCCAGAAUACUGCAAUAUUACCUAAGUGAAGAGGCAGAGAGUCUUUAUUUCCCUAGAAGUAUUCAUGGGCAGAAGUCCAUCUGACUGUGACAGUAGUGCUGUUUCAGUAAAGCUGUCAAACUGCUCUCUUGAGAAACUGGUUUCCGCUGCGCUGGAAACGGGCAAAAGAGCUUCCUGGCUUUAGAGUGCUAGCUGCUGUAUCUGUUCUUUUUCUAAAGAGCAAGAAUUCCUCCUGUUCUCCUGGCUUGGAAAGAUUUAAAGCUGAGGUGAGUGUAAAGCAGAACUUGGCUACUUGGUUUUGAAGUGAUAAAUUUGUGUAUUUCAAAAUGCAUACUGGCACGAGUGGUAGAAGGAACCUCCUGGCUUCUCAGUUGUUCAACUCUGUUUUAAUGUGGGUGAGUGAGGCUGCUAAUUUUUUCUUUUUUUUUUUUUUUUUUUGCCAACCAUGGGCUACACAUUCUUUGUAACCUGAUCAUCUAGAAUAAACACUCCACCCUAGGGUUCUUGGUAACUACCUGAAUGUUUUGACACUGGCUGCUCUUGAAUUGGAAGAACAACUGAUAGCUGGAGUCUGUAGACAACUUUUAUUCCCUAGCAAGAAACUGGGUCUCUUGUACUGGGAUAAGGGCCUGUAUCUGCUUGGUUCUGGGAUGUGAGUUGAUCUGUACUAAGCACUUCGGGCCAUAAACAUGCCUCUUCUGGACCCCUCCCUGCUUUUUCUUUGGGUGGUCAUAUUCUGCACUGCUUGUGGUUUGAUUUGAGCUAAUGAGUUAAGUGGUGUGGAUUUUGUUGAAUAAAAUGAACUAUAGGUGUAAUGUACCAGUCAAGGCCAACAGUUGCAAUAAAUCAUAUGCACACGCACUUACAGUACUGCACACUUCUGAGCUGUAACUGAACUGUCAUAUCAACAUGGAGCACAAUACCACUUAGUUGCACCAAUUCACAUCUUACCUUUCUUCUGACAGAAUUCAUGCCAGGGAGCUGGCACUAACUUACAGUGUGAGACUGACAGGUGUCUUCUGUUAUCUUCAGCCCCAUUUGCACCAGUGGUCUGCCUGCAUUUGCACAGCCUUUAAAAAGUUGAUGUGCCCUCUCCCUUUGACCCUGUGACUGAUCUGAGCAAGGAAGCAUGUGUUUGAGACUCCUCGAGUCAGGUUUUCUAACACCACUGGUAAAGUCAUUGGUUGUGUCCCUAUUUAAAAAGUUUCUGUCAAUACAUGGAUGCUUGAUUUCAAAGCAAUAGGCUCCAUGUUAUACCAGUGCUUCCCUGAGGCACUUAAGUGUGUGCGCAUGAGAAGCUAGUACCAAAGAGUAUACUUUGCAAAACUGUAUGCAGCUGUAAACCAGAAAGAAGGGGGAGAGAGGAGAGGUAAAGAGUACUUCCAACUGCUACAGGAGGAUAGAGGAAACACCUGCAAAACAUUCUUUGAAAGCAGCUUGACUUCACACUGGGUCACAAUUAACUACACUGGAGGGAAAGACAGUACAGCUUGUUAAUAGAGUGCAAAGAAACUAAGACAAGAUGCCUGAAAGCGGUAACACAUCUUGCUGUUAAUGCUUUACGUGCACAUUGGAAAAUUAUUGGUGAGGGCAGAGAAAGCAACAAAGUAAGAAAGAUUCAAGUAUGCUGUUAACUGUUCACAGUACUAUUGUUUUCUAUUUGUAAUAGUCAUUUUAAGCCAUGGAACAGGAGUAACUACUUAGUGUCUAAUCAGUAUCUGUUGUGUUCUAUUAUCUCUACACAUUUAUGGUCAACUUUUCUUUGCAUUGGGAAGAGAGACAAUAGC